This is a messenger RNA of Daldinia caldariorum, 564 nucleotides long. RefSeq lists its product as uncharacterized. Gene Ontology annotation, molecular function: 5-oxoprolinase (ATP-hydrolyzing) activity. Gene Ontology annotation, biological process: glutathione metabolic process. The record is from RefSeq and is a predicted model, not a curated record. NCBI's taxonomy places the organism in Eukaryota, Fungi, Ascomycota, Sordariomycetes, Xylariales, Hypoxylaceae. The transcript is spliced from 3 exons. The coding region runs from base 1 to 564 and encodes 187 amino acids. Gene Ontology annotation, cellular component: cytosol.
AUGAAGGAAUUGAAGUCCAACUUUUCAGAAAUCAAGGAGGGCAAAUAUCCCAAUUCUAGCGGCUCAAGACGUCUACCUGACAACUUGUCGGAUCUCAAGGCACAGGUCGCCGCCAACAACAAGGGAAGUAAUCUCAUCAAAGCCCUCAUGGAAGAAUGUGGCAAACACACCGUCCACUUUUAUAAGUCCAAGAUACAAGAGAAUGUCGAAGUCUCCGUCCGCAACUAUCUGAAGUUCGCCUACAAACGAUACAGGCACGAUAUCCUGCUGAACCAGGGAUGUUUCACACCCACCAAAGUCAUCCUUCCCAAAAACUGCUUCCUGAACCCCUCGUCCGGGCCAGCCGUCUGCUGCGGAAACACGCUUACGUCGCAACGUCUCGUCGACCCCUUGCCGAACACGUUCCGCGCGGCGUCCGGGUCGCAGGGCUGCAUGAACUACUUCGGCUUCUUCGGGAACUGCCGCGACGACCCGGGCAAGCCGCAGUCCGAGUUUGUGUUCAGCUGCCGGAAGCUUUCACACAUUUGCAGCAGCUUAAGAGGCUUCAUCUUGAAUUUUGAAUGA